Molecule: messenger RNA, 9606 nt
Organism: Hemicordylus capensis (graceful crag lizard)
Lineage: Eukaryota; Metazoa; Chordata; Lepidosauria; Squamata; Cordylidae
Gene: SETDB2
Product: SET domain bifurcated histone lysine methyltransferase 2
Exons: 13
Coding region: 483-2567 (694 amino acids)
Biological process (GO): heterochromatin organization; negative regulation of gene expression
Cellular component (GO): nucleus
Molecular function (GO): protein binding; zinc ion binding; DNA binding
Source: RefSeq, a predicted model, not a curated record
UGUGUGCAGAUGUGUGCAGAACCCUAACCCUUUUUAACACUAAAAACAAAGCAAAACAUUUAAAACCAAAAUGAGACCUCACAGUUAGACAAAAACUUUGCGGCCUUUCUAACUCUAGUUGCGGGAGGGGCGUGCCGUCCCAUGACACUUUACGCUAAAUUUUUUCUCCUCUUUUUUGGCGGGGGCCGGGUGUGUGUGUGAGAAAGCACUUUCAUUUUCUCACGCGCUGACCUAAAGAAUCCCGGAAGUUGGGAAGCCUGUAUGAGUCUAGGGUUAUAAGUCUAUGGUCCUCCCAGUCGAAUAUUUGGCAAGAGGCGGGGCUCAGGUAUUAGGUUUCGUUUCUGCAGUGUAUGGAGGCUGGUCCACCGGCGGUGCUGCUGGCUGGGGCUUAGGAGAAGCCCUGCACGUACCCAGUGAAGUCUCUAGUAACCGCGCCGGACUUCGAUGCGAGCGCAGCGAGGUUCCCUGGAGAACAGCAGGCUAUGGAAGUUGAUGCAAAAAUGUUCUGGGAGCAGAUGGAAGAUAGUAAAGUGGACUUGAUAUUUGAACACUUGCAGAAGGUACUGUUGUCUCUGAAGCAGAAGAUCAAGGAUGGAACGGCAACAAAUGAAGAAUGCUACCAAGCUUUGGCACUUGUGAAACAAGCAAAUAUGGCUGACCACCUACCACUGCCUAAUGUAAAUUUUCCUGUCGAAGAAGAUCUUCAGCAAUGUGAACCUGGUUUCCAUCAUUCUGCAUCAAACGAAACUACAGGGAACCUUGGAGAUGGAUGUUCUUUAAGCAUGGCAAUCAAGAAUAAAGCAGCACCUGCAGAAAUGGCAACAGUACCUUCAGCGCUUUCAUAUCGGGAUCAUACCUGCUCUAAAGAAUGUCUUGCCAAAAAGCUCUGGGACUUGAAUAAGCAUGAAAACCCUCUUCGUCUGCCAAUACAAUGCUGCUUCCAGAGAUGGCAUGCAAAAGCAGACUUGCUGUCAAAGUCGCAUGAUGUGAUUUAUAAAGCUCCUUGUGGAAGGAGUCUGAGAAGUUUUCAAGACGUUCAGAAUUAUUUGUUUCAAACAGAAUGCAGCUUCUUAUUUUUAGACCAUUUUUCUUUCAAUACCUAUGUACAGGUGUUUAGAAACAGUCCUAGCUGUCAAGCAUUUGUAUUCGAUUUUGAUAUCAGCAAAGGAGUAGAAACUGUACCAGUUUCCUUCUGCAAUGAUGUAGACCACAGUAGACUGCCAUACUUUAAAUAUCGGAAGAACUCUUGGCCACAUGGAUACUUCUUGAAAAACUUCUCCAGCAUGUUUCUUGAUUCGUGUAGCUGCACAGACGGCUGCACUGACAAGACACAAUGUGCAUGCCUGCUUCUGACUAAAAGAAACUGCCAUGAGGCUUCUAUGUCUCCAAGAAAAGAAACAUCUCAUGGAUAUAGUUAUAAAAGGCUGGAUGGACCCAUUCCCAGUGGAAUUUAUGAAUGCAGCUUGUCAUGCAGUUGUGACAAGAUGAUGUGCCAGAACAGAUUAGUGCAGCAUGGUCUUCAAGUUCGCCUGCAGGUCUUCAAAACUGAAAAGAAGGGCUGGGGGGUCCGUUGCCUUGAUGACAUUGACAAAGGAACAUUUGUUUGUACAUACUCAGGCAGACUGAUGAGCAGAAAUGAGUCUAGGCAAGCUGAAGAUGGUGAUCAUGAGGUUGAAGAGGAAGAUGCAGAGAACAGUGAUGGAAGUCACACUUUAUUUUCAAGGAAAAGAAAACUGGAUACAGUCUUUUCUGAUUCUGAGAUAGAAUUUAUCCAUACUGGUAAAGAGAGUACCAGUGGAAAACAGAAAUGUUUACCAGCGAAAGCUGAAAGUCAACCAAGUUUAACUCAGAACUAUGGCCCUACCAGGAGUUGGAGUAACCAAGCUAUUGUGAGACCAAAAACCAGAACGUCUGUUCUUCAGAGUCGCCGGAGACAGCUAGAAGUUGCCGAUGCCAGAUCGGAGGAGGAUGAGAAUUCUGUGUGCCAGAAAUCAACUAGAAGAAGAGUGACCACAGUAGUCAAGGAAGGGGAUGAAAGACAAAGCCUAGAAGGAGAAGAUCUUGGAGAACUUGUGAACACAGUGCAAUCUGAAACUAAUUUGGAUUGCCAUGAAAAGGGUCGUCUUUCCAGUGGCACUUUGUGCAGCAAACCUGUUCUGGGUGACAUAGGAACUAAACAAUGCAAGGACCUUUUCUGGACUGGUAACACGCAAAAGGGAAAAAUCAGUACAGGCAGACAAGAAUCUACUCAUAAUGAGGACGUCACAGAAAACGAGGAGGCAUGCUUUAAAAAUUGUAACAAAGAGAAUCUUUGUUUGCUGGAUGCCACUAGGGAAGGCAAUGUGGGCAGAUUUCUUAAUCACAGCUGCUGUCCUAAUCUCUUUGUACAGAGUGUGUUUGUAGAGACCCACAACAAAAAAUUUCCCUGGGUGGCAUUCUUCACAAACAGGCAUGUAAAAGCUGGAACUGAACUCACGUGGGAUUAUGGCUAUGAAGCUGGAAGCAUGCCUGAGACUGAAACUACCUGUCAGUGUGGGGCUCUUAAAUGCAGGAAGAAAAUUCUUUAAGAUGUUUGGAUCAAGUACUCAUUUAACUACCAUUUUGUGUACAGAAAUGGAACACGCCUAUCUUGCAUUUAAUGAUGACAGAUCUUUUCAUUGGUUUUUCAUUGAAGGAGAUUUAAUAAUUUUAAGGAAUUCUUUUAUACAGAUAUCUGACAUCUUCACUUCAGGCUUAGUGUCAGGUACCCUUAUGUUACUGAACAGAUUAAAUAAAUAAACACCAUAAUAAACAAUAAUGCUAAUUUAGCUAUUUCUAAGCCUUGGGAGGAGAGCUGGUCUUGUGAUAGUAAAGUUGUGCUGACUCUUGGCGCCCACAGAGCCAUGCAGUUUUCUUUGGUAGAAUACCAGAGGGGUUUGCCAUUGCCAUCUCCCAUGCAGUAUGGGAGGAUGCCUUUCAGCAUCUUCUUGUGGUAGCAAAUAUGAUUUGUAUCCUUUGCUAAGAGGGUCUGCCCUGGUUGCAUAUGAAUGGGAGACUACAUGUGUGAACGCUGUAAGAUAUUCCCCUUCGGGGAAGGGGCCACUCUGGGAAGAGCUUGCAUGCAGAAGGUUCCAAGUUCCCUCCCUGGCAUCUCCAAGAUAGGGCUGAGAGAGAUUCCUGCCUGCAGCCUUGGAGAAGCUGCUGCCAAUCUGUGUAGACAAUACUGAGCUAGAUGGACCAAUGGUCUGACUCUGUUUAUGAUAGCUUUCUAUGUUCCUAAGCCUAAAAACUCCUUAAUAAACAAUCUUAAUAUAUGAAGUACAGUGCUUUGGUUUUGUGUACAGUAGAAGCCCUCUGCCUGCUAUUAGCCAAUCAAGACCACAGAAGUCAAUGGCAAAAUAAGGAACCUGUCUGCAAACUCUUCUACAGGUCAUUUUUUUGCCACUUAGUUCUGUGAAUCUAUGCUUCCAGCAAGCCACAUGCUGGUUUCCCUGGAUUGUUGAGCUUUGCCUUGGCACUAGCCCUACCUUGCCCUUCCUGGGAGGUUGGAAUGGAAUCCAAUGGACACAGAUGAUAUUUUGGAAGACUAUUAACAGUCCUGAUGAGUCUGGGGCAUUCAAAAAUAGUGAACCAUUCUUGUGGGGAGUUGUAGCUCCUUUGGGAGCCAUUUAAAAAAACAAACAACUCUAUAAAUCUUUCCCCUGGUGAAGAGCAUAUGCUUGAAAUGUGUUGAGACCAUUAUUUGGCUUCUUUCAAUACAUCGAUUGGAUGCCGUUGCUCCUUUUUGGGUUGUAGAGCUGCUGUCUUUGUUUUGUCUUCCUAGAAAGUACCCACCUCUGACAUUCGACUGCUGUUCUGUUAGAAACUUGUUCUCUGGAGUUAAUGUGAUCUGAUCUUAUUACUAUACUGUCAUGGUUGUUAAGGAUGCCUCUGGGAAGAUCACAAGCAGGGCAUUAAUGUUAUAAUCAUCCUGUUCAUUUCCACUAGGUCAUAAUUAGAGAAAUGUGGCAUUUGAAUGUGUUUUCAUCUCCAUACUAACAAAAAAUAUAAUAAUCCAAGUUGCUUGACAGCCACUUCCAUGAAAGGGGGAUUUCUCCACAACAGAGCUGUCUCAACAAUGGUGGUGGAAGCAUCAGCCUGAGAGAGGCUUUUUCCAUCUUGCCACCUUGAUGCUUUGCUGUCAUACUUACAUUUCCAUAGAUGUGAACUGGCAUGUCUGAGGGAGUAUUGGGAAAGCAAACUUUCAGCUCUUGAGAUGCAUUGAUGAUGAUGUAUCUUUUUGUAAUUCUAGAUCUUAUUCCUUGUCUUCGAGUCAUCAACAGCUAGAUUAGAACAAUAUAAUCAGAUUAAUCAUUAAAAUAAUUCUAAUCAUUAAAAUCUCAGAUUAUUUUGCUGUAGGGAGAGGGGGAAGAAUAGUUCUUUAAAACUAUGUACAAUAUCCAUUAUAACUAGUUAUACAUACAUUGUUUGUACGAAAUAGAAUAUUUGGAAAUCGUGUGUGUUUCUUGGUUGAGAAUUCAAACCUGCAUCUUCCUUGACAUACUUAACAUCUAAAAGUGUUUGCAUGUUCAUUUGUUCACUUGGGCCAGCUUCUUCUGUUCAGGAGGAUGAAUGUUGUUGUUUUUCCUUUUCUGAAUUUCAAAACUGCCCACUCUGCCCUUUAAAAAACCCCAUAGAAAACCUCUGGAAUAUUGCUGGUACUAAGGCAAUAGUUAGGAAGAGAUGUGGCCAUUCUUAGUUUAUCUUGGACAUCUCAAGUGCAUUCAUAAGGCCUGUUCAAACAUAGCUGCUUCUCUGAGACACUGCCUAGGACUGAGCCCCAGCUUGAGAGUUUGCUUUAGUCUUCACCUUGCUGUGCGAAACAAUAUAACUAGCCAAAAGAAAUAAAGUCAGGUUCUGUCUUACAGGGUCAGGGAAAUCUUGUUUACAAAUAUAUAUUUUUGCCUGCGUUCAGAGUGGCUUCUCCCAGAAAUCAUACCCUAAAAAACACACAUGCUUCAGCCUGUCAACCAUUGCUAAUGAAUUCAAAUCCCCAGAUGGACUGGAGGACCUUCCGAAGUACCCCUGUGAGUACACUCUAUCACCUAUAAGUGAAUACUCAGUACUUCUUUAUCUACUUGGCUACACUUAGUGCUCCUGGAAUCAAUUGCUAUUGUUUUAUAUGAACUUUUACUUUGGUCUUUAAUAAUAUGGCAUCUGUAAAAAAUAUUACCAUGAGACCCCACAUAAGUUUAAAAGAAACAAAAGUUUUUUUUCAUUCAUUAGCAACUGUUGUUGACAGGGCUGACCAUAUUUUUUAGUGUAUGGUUUCUGAGAUAAACCACUGAAGAAGACAACUUUGUCAAAACUCAUCUGGCUAAGAUUUAUAGGAACAUCCUACACUGAUUAUUGCUUGGAGGACUGCUAAUAUACCUAAUACAAAGGUUGAGGACUAUAUAAAUUGAGACCUGUGUUUCAUCUAUGAAGUCGUCCUCGGAGGAAAUUGUAUUUGGCAAAGGAGAGAAUGAUUUGAUAUGAAGAGUGGUUGUAUUUUAUAUGAUUGUUACAUUUUAUAGUAUGAGAAAUUUUGAUAUGGUUUUAAUAAAAGCAUUUUGUUAGAAUGUGUUAGUAAUUAUUGAGAAUAUAUAUUAUAGUUGUAUCUUUUUUUUUAUUUUUAGAAUUGCUGUUUGUCAGAAGAUCAAAGUUAUUUCUCUCUCUCCAGAAACAGAGGUACAUUCACAAAAGUAUCCUCUGUCACAAAUAUGCCCAAAGAGAGGUGCCCCAGAUCCUUUGGCUGAACCCUUUCAGACAAGAAAGAGCAGCCUGUCUUCAGAAGCUGAAGGAAACCCAUUCCCAGUCUUACCUUAAAAACUUUCCCCUGAGAUUGAUAGCAAUAAGAAAAGAAUGGAACACAUGAGUGUGAUUGCUGACUCUGAAGCAAAGGAAGACUGUCAGGAUUCAAGUUCUGAAAGUUGCCUGAAGCUGAGUCUGUGAAGCUCCUGAGACUACAGCUUCAUUUGUUCCAGAGAGAAGAAGGAAUGCCCCACUAAGUUUCCUUUAGCCAUAACCAAAGUUCAUAAGCAAGAAGAAGAAUUUGUGCCUAGCCCACGUUUGAAUGCUUUUGUGUACAUACACCCAAGAGCCAGAAACCUGUGAUAUUUUAUGUGCACCAACUCAAGAGGAGAGCAGAACUAAGCAUACUUUAGUGCAUGGAACUAGCAUUGAGACACUUGGUGGCCAGGUGCUGUCAGGAAUUAAAACCCAUGCAGACCACAGUGACCAAGAACCCUGUGUAGCCUCGAAGCCUACAUCUGUGGACACAGACAGAAAGACCAUGGUCUUGUGAUUCCUCUUUUAGAAUUGCCAUUGCUGCUUCUCUCCAGUGAAUGAACAAACAAUCUCUUAAUCCAGGCAAGUGCGCUGUAGUGCACAGGGGCACCUAACCAAGGAAAUUCUAACAUUUAGGGGAACAAGACAAGGUUGCAUUUUGGCUCCACUAUUGUUUAACUUUUAGAUUAAUUCCCUUGCUUCCCAUUUAAACAAUUUGGAUCAUCACCCUCCCAAAUCAGUGGAUAAGCAUCUCACUAUUUUCUUGUACGCAGAUGAUGCCGUCAUUCUUUCGCAAACUCCAAUAGGUUUAAGAAGAGCAUUGUGCUCUUUGGCCUCCUAUUGUAAGGAGCAUUCACUUGAAAUUAAUUGUAGUAAAACCAAGAUUCUAGUAUUUGUGAAAAGACCAACAAAUUACAAUUGGAUACUAAAUGGGUACAAGCUGCAACAAGUAAAACAAUUUAAGCACCUUGGUGUAAUAUUUCAUGCCUCUGGCUGCAGAUAAGCACACAGAGAAUAUGUUAGAAUGCUAAGAUCACACAGGCAAUUCAAUCGCAUUACUACUCCAGGGGUGCCCAAAGUCUGUGCACAGCUCUUGAACGGAGUGCAGCUGGGCAUAUACCCUAAUUUAUCUAAACUAGAAGGUCUUUAUAGCCAUAACAAGAAAGCAACCUAUCACGCUAACUGCUUGUUCUACCCCAUCUCCAAUGACCUUUGGGUUCUUUGUGAACUGCAUCUACAGAUGGAGGAAGAGUGUGAAUGCUUCUGUAUAGGCGCCACUUUGGUUGUUUGAAGAAUGUGUUAGCAAUGAAGAGAUUGGCUUGGCAGAAACUAAUAAUGUUCUCCUGCUUCGUUUCUGUUUCCUAGGCCAUAUAGGCUGACUGUGUUUACCUCUUUACCUUUUCCAACUUUGGCAUUCCAGUCUCCAAUCACCAGCAUCACAUCACUUGAUUUCAAUAGGUUAAGAAGCAAUGUAGUCUUGGAUGCUACCUACUGGUGGUGGUUGUUUUUUAACCAGAAGGUUUUUCACACAUGGCUUUAUGCCUUAGGGUAUCUGAGGAGCAAAUCUACUUGCAGCUGCUUCGAGGCAGUUUAAUUAGGGGAAUUAGAAUUCUUCAAACAACCAAAGUGGCGCCUAUACAGAAGCAUUCACACUCUUCCCCCAUCUGUAGAUGCAGUUCACAAAGAACCCAAAGGUCAUUGGAGAUGACCUUUACUUUAAAUCAUUCACCCAGGCACAGGAACCACCAACCAGCAGUACUUCUGUCUUGUCUGGAUUGAGUCUCAGCAGCUUAUUCACCCUCAUCCAGUCCAUUACUGCAUCGAAGCACCAAUUCAGGACAGUCACUGCCUCACCUGCAUCUGAUGAAAAAGAGAGAUACAACUGAGUGUCAUCUGCAUACUGAUGAAACCUCAAGCCAAAUCUCCUGAUGACCUCUCCUAUGUUGCUUAUUAUCUAUUUCAUGUAGAUAAUAAACAUAGGGGAAAGAAUGGAACCUUGUGGAACCCCAUAGCAUAACUGCCAAGGGGUUGAGCAGUAGUCUCCCAGCACCACCUUCUGGGAAUUGGCCUCAAGAUAGGAGUAGAACCAGCUCCAAACAAUGCCUCCCACACCCAACUCAGCCAGCCUAUCCAAAAGGAUAGUUGUUUACAUCCUCUGGGUCCAGACUGGGCUUCUUUAGGAAUGGUUGAAUAAUAGCUUGCUUCAGUGAAGCUGGGACUACUCCCUCUCUCAAUGAAGCAUUUAAUACCUGCUGGACCCAGCUAAAAAUUCCCUCCUUACUAGAUUUAAUGAGCCAUGAAGGGCAAGUGUCAAGCAUGCACUUGGUCGGCCAAACUCGACUAAAUACCUUGUCCACAUCCUCAGGUACCAAUAAUUGAAACUCCUCCAGCAAAACUAGACCAGGCUUUGCUCCGGGCACCUCUCCCAAUGAUCCUGCAUCAGCCAUAGUAUCCAACUCAUGGCAAAUGCAAGCGAAUUUACCUUCAAAGUGCUGUGCAAAUGCAUCACAGCAUGCUACCGGGAUUUUUAAUGCAUCUUGCCAGGAGCCAGAUUUCGAAAGGCCCCGCACCACCCUGAAAAACCCUGCUGGAUGACACUUGAGAGGAUGCAAUGGUGGGUGAAAAAAAAAUGUGUUUCUUCUGUUCCAUCACUGCCACAGAGUAGGGUCAGUAAUGAGCUCGAACUUGUAUUCGCUCAGACUCGCCCCGAGUUUUCCUCCACUUGCGCGUCAGCCAUCUCCCAGCUUCAUCGCCCUCAGUUCAGGUCCAAGGAGCUGCAGGGGUUCUGCUUUGUGGGAGAGGGCACUUGGGAGCAAUCCUGUCAACUGCCUGAGCCAACUCUCCAGAGAUCAACUAGAUCUACAACAGGAGCACCUGCCAUGCCAGCUGGAAAACCCCUUAGAGCUAUCAGGAAUCGAUCAGAGUCUAUCAGUCUCUGGAGAUAGACCAUUUUUAUAAGUCCCCCACCCUUGCAGAGAGGUGUAGCUGCUAAGGCGCUAAACCUCAGAAGGAUGUGAUCUGACCGUGACAAGGGCAUAGAUGACAUAUCCCCCAGAUUCAAAUCACCAUCCUCCUGUCCAGUUGAAAAAACCAGUUCCAGAGUGUGCCCCAGCCCCAAUUCAUGUGCUUGGCCAACAACAUGUUGGGACAGCCCCAUGGUUGUCAUGGCAGCCAUGAAGUCCUGAGCUGCCCCAGACAAGGCAGCCUCAGCAUGGAUGUUGAAGUCACUUAGAAUAAUCAUUCUGGGAAUCCUCAGCACCACAUCUGAGACCAGCUCUGUGAGCUCAGGUAUGGAGACAGCUGAGCAGCAGGAUGGACAGUACACCAACAGAAUCCCCACUCUAUCCUGAGAACCCAACACCAGGUACAAACACUCUGAGCUGGCAUUCACUUGGACAGGGGACCUAGUGAGGAAAAUAGAGCUUUUGUAAAUUACAGCGACGCCCUCCCUGGCCCUCCAGCCUAUGCGGAUGCUGUACUAAAUAUCCAGGUGGACACAGCUGGGAAAGACUAAUCUCUCCCAGUUCCCCCACCCAGUUCUCUGUAAUACUAACCAGGUCACCCCCUUCCUCCACAAUUAGAUCAUGGACGAUAGAAAUCUUGUUCUGAACUGACCUGGCAUUAAACAGCAGCACCAGCAGGCCAAAGGACAGGCUAGUAAAGCAGCCAGGAAUCCUCCCAUUAUGGAAACAACCAGAAGAAGGGAUAGGAAUAAGAUGUUCAACCACCCUUCCCCACUUCUGAUGUAAGCGAGACCUCACCCCACCCCAAAGAACAAUUUGUUAUGGGGUGGCUAACAAAUAAAGUUUAUUAUUAUUA